This is a messenger RNA of Cherax quadricarinatus, 484 nucleotides long. RefSeq names its product signal recognition particle 9 (gene Srp9). Gene Ontology annotation, biological process: negative regulation of translational elongation; SRP-dependent cotranslational protein targeting to membrane. Lineage: Eukaryota; Metazoa; Arthropoda; Malacostraca; Decapoda; Parastacidae. Gene Ontology annotation, molecular function: 7S RNA binding. Gene Ontology annotation, cellular component: signal recognition particle, endoplasmic reticulum targeting. The record is from RefSeq and is a predicted model, not a curated record.
CUUACUUGUUGAGUGACGGUAGUGUGGACGCGGCUCCUCACUCGUCUUCCACAACAUAACUUCUCCACCAACAACAAGCAAGACAGAUUAUCUUUUGCAGGAGAAGAAACCUCCAAGUAAACUGCACGUAACCAGAGGGAGAAAAUCUCUCACGACUUCUCCGUCCAUUAUGGUGUUCUUAGAAGCAUUUGAGGAUUUUGAGAAGGCAGCCGAGCGUAUAUAUCUCAACGCCCCAAUGAGGACUCGAUGUGUAAUGAAGUAUAACCAUAGUAACAGCUGCCUCAAGGUGAAGGUAACUGAUGAUCAUGUGUGUGUUCAGUACCAGACUGACAGUCAACAAGAGCUUAAGAAGCUAGAGAAGUUGAUAAGCAACUUAAUGAAACAUAUGGCAUCAGGUGAAAGAUAAGAUAAUAUUCCUUUUUUAUGGUUAAUGCUGUACUUCUUUAGUUUGUUUUCUUAGUAGGAUAAUAAAAAUGCAUUAACA